CCUUCAGAGCCGUCGGGGGGCGAGUUGUGGCGGAAACUUUGGGGUGGUGGUGGUGCAGCAGUUCUGGCAGCGCUGGAAUGGUAGUUUUUGCUAAUCAAAAGUAACUCGUGCCUGGUGAAUUUGAAGUAGCAGAAUAAGUUUUUAUUACCCUGAGUGAAUUUGCUGGGUUUAGUGUGUGUAUGAAGAAUCAUGAAAAUGCCGAAGUGCUCACGCUCUUUGAGUGUGGAAGCUUUUUUUCCGAGAUGAGAAUCAAUGACAAUUUCAGUGGAAUUAUUCUGGGCUCUCUAAACACAGCAGUGAGAGCUUGUUUAACGGUGAGGGUGCUGAGGCUCGGAGGGCAGCAGAUCUGGCUCUCCCAUUACACAGGUGAGGAAUACUUUGCAAAGACUCCUUGAUUCAUAUCAUGCAUUCGUGACACUGUUGCCUGUGUUUAUUUGUUAUAACGUCGAUGGGCUCUUUCCCCCUCAGUGCUGUGAUUAGUCUAUUACAUGCAGAACCAGGUUUUCAUACUAUGAGGUGCCUGGUGCUAUUUUGUCUCAGAGUACUUUCCAGGACAAUAUUGCUGUUGGAAAACAAAGCUAAGCACUUUCUAAACAGCACAGUGCAGGAAUAUUAUUUGCACAAGAAUAAGAGGGAUUUGUGGGUGAUUUGACAGAGCAGCCUAUGAUUCAGUGUCACACACUGAGGUCUCAUUCCUCAGACAGCUUUAAAGCUUGAAGCUGCUUUCAAAGUUUACCUUCACAGGUGAGAGACACCUGUGUCAGUCCCAAUAGCUCAGGAACUCUUGGAGUGCCUCUGACAUGGCAGUUAAUUCCAUUUAGGAGUGCUGUAUAGUCCCAGUCUGUCCAGCACUGUUCUGUGAUGAAUUAUCCAAUAAAUUGCUAUUUUAGGGGACCUGCUUGGCCGGGGGUCUUUGCCUUCAGGACACGCGGCUGUGGGGCUUUAGGAGCAGGCUGUAGCCAGUCCGGGUGUGAGAUGAUGAGCAGAUGAAGCUGUGGCUGUCACCCAGCACUCGGGAGUGUGCUCUGCAUGGUGUUGUUCCAGCUGGGAACCCCUAGCACUUUCUUGUGGUGGUACAGCAUCUGAAUCGGAGUAUUUCUGCGUUUCUCUUCCCCAUCUCAUGAAUCUUCUCCUCACUUUUCUCUGCACAGGGACAUCUCAGGCUUUCUCCAGGCAAGGUCAUACCUGCCAGCCCCACUGGCUCCUAACUUUCCAACUUCAGCUCCUGUCUUAGGUCAGCUUCCCCCCCCCAGACCAGCAAGUCCUGCUGAAGUCGGCGGAAGCGGCGAAUUUCAGCCACAGGAGGGGCUGGAGGAGAUGUCACAGAGGCAGCUUCACCCUCAGCCCUGACCUGCUCACCGCUUCAGGUUUUCCCUGCACACAGAGCUGAUACUGUCUGCUCAGGCAGAGGACUGUGUACAGGACAGUCGAAAAGUAAGAAGGGUGGGGAAACCUUUCCUCCUCUCCCCCUUCACAUUUCUUUCACAGCGCAGGAGGGCGUGUGCAGGAUCAGUUAGCGCGGUCCAGCCCCGUGCUGUUCCCCGCGUCCCCUCGCUGCGCGGGCAGGGCCAUGGAGGCGGCGGACGUGCCGCCCGAGGGCUACUCGCUGAUCAAGGCCGUGUACCAGCGGCGGCUGCGGCUGACGCGGCUCCUCAUCGACGGCGGGGCCUACGUCAACGAGAGCAACAGCCGCGGCGAGACGCCGCUCAUGGUGGCCUGCAUGACGCCCCACGCCGACCUGCAGAGCGCCAGCAAGGCCAGGAUGGUCAAGUACCUGCUGGACAACAAGGCCGACCCCAACAUCCAGGACAAGUCGGGCAAGACGGCGCUGAUGCACGCCUGCCUGGAGAAGGCGGGCCCCGAGGUGGUGUCGCUGCUGCUGAUGAGCGGCGCCGACCCCAGCCUGCCCGACCACUCCAACUGCUCUGCGCUGGUCUACGCCAUCAACGCGGCCGACAGAGACACCCUGGAGCUGCUGCUGAAGGCCUGCAAGGCGCGAGGGAAGGAGGUGAUCAUCAUCACCACCGACAAGUCCGCCUCAGGGAGGCAGAGAACGAAGCAGUACCUGAACGUGCCUCCUCCAGACCUGAAGGAGUGCACCUCCCCAGCUGACUGCGCCUCCCCGUCAGAGAUAGAGCCCAGCGAGGGUCCAGAGGACCCGUUCAGCUUCAAAGAGCUCUACGGUGGGCAGCCGGGGGACAGCUCCUCUGAAAGGGUGCCGCUAAUGACCAAAUCCAGCUCCACACCAGCUCGGUUCAAGCUGACGCAGGUGCUGCAGUGUGACCCGUGGCUCAAGUGCUGCCCAGCAGUGUUUCAGCAGAGGAAGCUUGCUUCUCCUCAAGACCUUCAGAGCAUCAGUCCCAUGGAGGAGCUCCCCUGUAAAGCUGGCGGCCUUGACUUGUGCAAGAGUGUCACGGCCAGCCACGAGAGCAGGGACAGGAAGGGCACUGCUCAGGUACUGAGACCCUCUGACCAAACCAUGUCUAGGAAAGCACAGCGCGAUGCAAUAAACUAUCAGACUCCUUUUGUGGAGGAGAAACAUAACCCCAGUGAGAUUCCCAUGGGCAUGGAUGCCAGUCUGGGACAAAUCAGCUUGCUUUCAAACAUUGGCAGUAUUAUCAAGAAAGGAAGUGGGGAGCCAAAUUACAACAUCUCCAGUUCUCAGUUAGCUAACAGUCUAAUUCCUGCUGCUGAUACCAAAGGUAGUAAGUCACCAAAAGGAAAUAAAGAGAUUCUUCCUACAUACCAGACUUUGUUACCAAGUCCGAGAAGAGUUCUGGAGAUGUCUCCUGUGUCUCCAAGAGGCAGAAAUCAGGCUCCUCUAGACGCAGAGGGCUCAGGAGCCCUGGUGUUGGAUCAGACGAGGCCAGGUUUCCUGCCCCCACUGAAUGUGAGCCCCCGCCCCCCCGUUCCAGAGCUCACUGUCAUAAACACAGUUUCUGGAAUGAUUUCUUAUGGACAAACUCACUUAGUGCCCCCAGGAUCUGCUUUCCCUAAGGGGACCAAAGAGACGAAUCUGCUGCGGCGGAGGCCGUACGAGCAGAUCACAGUCUGAGCAGGUUCAGCAGUCACUGCAUCUUUACAGGAGAGCAAAGGGGAUCUUCAUGAUAUGUAAAUAUUGACUGCAGUCCUUGACUGUAAUGGUAUGUACCACAAAAUAGAGCAGGUCUGUGAUGUAAAGUAAUGUCUGCCUCAGGAUGAGUGCUACAGCACAGAAACUAAAUCAAAAGACAUCUACUGAGGCUGUCUUCUGCAAACUAAGGAGUGUUUAUUUUGCUGGUUUCGCAAAGUUUUCACCUUGCCUCUGACAGACAGCCCACAACAGUCCUUAGGCAUUGCAGUUCUCAUUGUAGGUUGUAAAUACUACCCCUCCAAGCCUUCCCCAAGCACCCGCCCUUGCCGCGCCCAGAGAGGUGGUGCACAUGGAAUUUGGGACCCCGAAGCGUGUGAUGCGAUGCUGGACGCCGGAGUGCCUGUGUCCAGGUUGUACAUAGAAACCCCCGAGACCCCGGCGUGCGGCGGGGUGCGAGGCAGCAGUCGCACAGCGGCAGUGACUGCUGGCCUCAGCCGCCUCGCAGGCGCGUCAGAGCCGGUGACACCGGUGUCGCCGGGCCGUGCUGCCCGCGGAGCCCCGGCUGCGGGCUGGCAGCGUGCCCCGGGAGCCGGCGGGGCAGCCCCGGCGCGGUGCCGCGCUGCCGGGAGCCAGCAGGGCGAGUGACCAGCCCGGGGUGUGCCACAAGCCAGCCCCGCUCGGGCUGCCCCGGGCACCGCGGGCUGCGCCAGCGGCAGCCUCCGCAAUCCGCUCCCUUGGGAAGAGCGGGGCUGCGGGGGCACAGCCUCGCCUGGAGCGGGCUCUGCAGCCUCCUGCAGCUCUGGAGCCCCCGGAAAGAGACCUGCCCGGCAGGCUGAGAAAUCUGCCCCAGCGACAGCCCUGCUCGCCGGGCUGCGGACACCGGGACACACCCGGGGUGUCUGCACGAGCAGGGGCGCUGCACACACACACACAUUUGGGAGCAGGGAAGAGCUCUGUCCUCCCGCUCACACAGACCCCAAAGGGAGAACCCCACAGCUCCAGGGAAGGCGAGGCCCUGGCAGUUUCCCCAGGGAAGCUGUGGCUGCCCCAUCCCUGGGAGUGUUCCAGGGGCUUGGAGCCACCUGGUCUGGUGGAAGGCGUUCCUGCUAUGGCAGGAACCUUGGAAUGAGAUGGCCUUUUAUUUCAGAGGGUUUCCAACCAAACCACUCUGUGAUCCUGUGAGUCUGAUUAUGAAACUCACCUGGGAGAUGGAAACCCACAUUUUGCCUAACUGGAAACAGAGGGCAGAAUUUCCCACAGGUGGAAAGAAGUCCUCUGCAGCCUCCGAGCUACUGUGUAUUUUUCAGUAUCUCUGUCUAAAAAUCUUUCUUUCCUUUAGUGUCUUGUGGUUCCAAGUAUCUCCCUUGUCUUUGUGUGCAUCCCAUAGAUGCUGGAUUUCUGAUAUUGCAUUUAGCAUUUAGAUCUCAUCUUGUAAAUUUUGAGAAAAAGUGAAUGUGUUCUGUUUUGUUGUAUUUUACAGAAAUUAGUUGUAUUGAAAUUGUGUCUGUGUAACGUGAAUUUCAGUGUACUGAAAGUAGGUAUUUAUUUCCUGAAAAUACUCAGUGGGUAUGUGGCAGCUUCAGUCAAAGUUCACCAUAUCUGACAUUGCCUAAAAAAAGCCUGUAAUGUUAUUUAGCUUUGCACUUAGUAGGAGACAAUUUAACGGGGAUCUUAAGUAUAAAACAGUGCUAAGGGGAUCUUAAGCAUAAACCAAUUUAAAGAGGAUCGGAGACAUCAAACAAUUUGAAGGGGAUCACAAACAUACAAAUAUUUAAUGGGGAUCAUCACCAUAAAACAAUUUAAUGGGGAUUCUAAACAUUAAACCAUUGAAAGGGGAUUAUAAACAUAUGCUCUCUGUAAAUAACUUUUUGAGAGUAUUUGUUUCCAUUCAGGUUCUGCCUUUUCCUUCAGGAGAUUUUCCUGGAUCAGGCCCCGUGCACACCAGGUACAAAAAAGUAUUAUGUGGACAUAUUUUUAUGAUACAGAAAUUAUGUGGAACAACAUCUGCCAGUAUUAACUGAGUACAAAUUAGUCCCCUACACAGGAUACACUUUCCAAAUGUUUCUAUGAUAAUACAAAAGGAAAGGGCAAGUUCUCAUCUGUUAAUCUCAUAGUGAAGUUAAAUAUUUGAAGGGGAAAAUAGAUCUUUUAAAAAUAAAAAUUCUUUCUUAGUAGAAAUUGACUAUCACCAGGUGUUCCAACUGGUAUCUUUGCUGAGGGUAUGAAGCCCAAUUUAUACUGUUUUGAUCUUAAAAUUAGUUAUCUAUAUGGGACUAUGGCUCCCUUAAAUGAGACCAUAAUUUUUCUAUGAAGUGCUCAGACAAUGGAGGGAAGUGGCAAGUGUCUUGAAAAGGGAAGUUUUUUGGUAGUGUUACCAGUAUUUUGUGAUUAAUUGUGAUGCAAAGUAGCGUGAAGUGUUCAUAUAAUUGUUUGUGUUACUGUUACGAGUGACCUUCAAAGGAAGAAGCGUUGUUCUCUUGCUGUUGUUAUGCUGAAUAAAUAAAAGUUAUUUUUCCCCCUCGGAGGGAACAUGGAAAUAA
This is a messenger RNA of Passer domesticus (house sparrow), 5613 nucleotides long. RefSeq names its product ankyrin repeat domain 34B (gene ANKRD34B). The transcript has 4 exons. Lineage: Eukaryota; Metazoa; Chordata; Aves; Passeriformes; Passeridae. The record is from RefSeq and is a predicted model, not a curated record. Bases 1571 to 3055 code for a protein of 494 amino acids. Gene Ontology annotation, molecular function: protein binding.